AUGCGAUUAAUAAAGAUUUACCUUCGUUACUAUCCACCAGGAAUUGCUCUGAACUACCAGAAGAAAGGUAUCGAAGGAACGAAAAUGAUAGAUUUGUUCGAUCUUACUCCAAGCUGUGAUCUCCAAGUGCUAACGAAGCAAAUUGCAUCCACCGAACCACUUAUUACGCAAGAAGUAUUCCCCCAGGUUACGGAAAUAUUGGAAAAGCUUCAGAAGAAGCUGAAGGAACCAGUGAAGACAAAGUUUUAUCUAUUCAAAACGCUACAAACGCACAUUCUACCACUGACGAACGUGUGCUUCGACAAGUCCGGAAAGAAAUGUAUUACCGGUUCUUACGACCGCACCUGUCGCAUAUGGAACGUGGAGAGCGGUGACGAGCAAAAGGUUCUUAAAGGGCACGAAAAUGUUGUCUUCUCUGUAGCGUACAACUAUCCCAGAUGUGACCGGAUACUGACGGGAUCGUUUGACAAAACUGCCAAGAUAUGGAAUCCCGUCUCGGGCAACUGUAUCAACACACUUUGGGGACAUACGGCCGAAAUCGUAGGUGCCGAGUUUAAUCCACAUCAGUGCGAGUUGGUCGCGACGUGCAGCAUGGACAAUACGGCCCGCGUGUUCCACUCCGAAACAGGCCAGGAGAUACAUCUGUUUGCGGAUCACUCGGCCGAAGUUAUAUCCGCACGGUUCAACAAGGAAGGAACGCUGCUGCUAACGGCCUCGUUCGACGAAACUGCCACCGUGUGGGAUAUGCGAGCGAAGGAGCAUGCGAUCGUUAUCCGAGGCCAUGAGGCGGAACUGAGUAACGCUGUGUGGAACUUCCAGUGCAACCGAAUUGCGACCAGUUCUCUUGAUCGGACGGCCAAGAUCUGGGAUCUUAGACGUCUGGACGAUGCGCAGGCAACGGCCACCCAUAAGGACGAGGUGCUUGAUGUUGCGUUCAACUGUACCGGUACCCGGUUGGCCACCGGUAGUGCGGAUUGUACCGCCAAAGUGUGGGACGUUACCGGUAACUUCGAGCUGGUCACCAUUAUGGCGGGCCAUACGGAUGAGGUGUCCAAGGUGACGUUCAGCCCACCGGGAGGGUUGUUGCUGACCGCAUCGGCAGACAAGACGGCCCGCAUCUGGAACUCGGGCACCGGUACCUGCACCCAAACGCUGUCCGGGCACGAUGGGGAGGUGUUUUCCUGCUCGUUCAACUACUCGGGCGAUGCCAUCAUUACCGCAUCGAAGGACAACACGUGUAAGAUAUGGAGAUGA
Anopheles marshallii is the source of this 1254-nucleotide messenger RNA. Its product is annotated as dynein assembly factor with WDR repeat domains 1. The coding region runs from base 1 to 1254 and encodes 417 amino acids. The record is from RefSeq and is a predicted model, not a curated record. Gene Ontology annotation, molecular function: protein binding. NCBI's taxonomy places the organism in Eukaryota, Metazoa, Arthropoda, Insecta, Diptera, Culicidae. The transcript is spliced from 6 exons.